UCCUACUUUUCUUGAAGGCCUUAGAGGGCGGGGAAGGAGGCGGGGAAAGGGGCGGAGCCACGGGAGGAAGCGUGAGUACGCGCUCUGCUCUUGCCUUAAUCGGCGCCGCAGUCACCACCGCAGUUGUCGCUAGGUCCAGCCAUCUGGGGAAGUCAUGCUGCCCAACACCGGGAGACUAGCAGGAUGUACGAUUUUCAUCACUGGUGCGAGCCGUGGCAUUGGCAAAGCAAUUGCACUGAAAGCUGCAAAGGAUGGAGCAAAUAUUGUCAUUGCUGCCAAGACAGCUCAGACACACCCCAAACUUGCAGGCACCAUCUACACUGCUGCUGAAGAGAUUGAAGCAGCUGGAGGAAAAGCCUUGCCAUGCAUUGUGGAUGUGCGAGAUGAACAGCAAAUCACCAGUGCAGUGCAGAAAGCAGUCGAGAAAUUUGGAGGAAUUGACAUUUUGGUGAACAAUGCCAGUGCUAUUAGUUUGACCAACACAAUGGAUACACCUACGAAGAAGGUGGAUUUGAUGAUGAAUGUGAACACCAGAGGCACCUACCUUACAUCUAAAGCAUGUGUUCCUUUUUUGAAAAAGAGUAAAAUUGCUCAUAUCCUUAAUCUCAGCCCACCACUGAAUUUAAAUCCAGUGUGGUUCAAACAGCACUGUGCUUAUACUAUUGCCAAGUAUGGUAUGUCUAUGUGUGUGCUAGGAAUGGCAGAAGAAUUUAAAGGUGAAAUUGCAGUCAAUGCCUUAUGGCCUAAAACAGCCAUACACACUGCUGCUAUGGACAUGCUGGGAGGAUCAGGUGUUGAAAGCCAAUGUAGAAAAGCGGAGAUAAUUGCAGAUGCUGCAUAUUCCAUUUUUAAAAAGCCCAAAAGCUUUACUGGCAACUUUGUUAUUGAUGAAAUUAUCUUAAAAGAAGAAGGAAUAAAAAAUUUUGAUGUCUAUGCAGUUAAACCAGGCCAUCCUUUGAUACCAGAUUUCUUCUUAGAUGAACAUCCAGAUGCAGAGAUGAAGAAAAGGGAAUCACAGGGCACUUACGCCGCUGAGCUAAACCCCCAGCCCUGCAAAUAUAACUUAAAAUUCACAACUACAAGUGCUAUUCCAGAAUCAAAAGAAGAGAAAUCACAGCCACAAGCAAAGCCACAUUCUGGAGCUGUGGAAGAAACAUUUAGAAUUGUUAAGAAUGCUCUCAAUGAUGAUGUUGUUCAAGCCACGCAAGCCAUCUAUCAGUUUGAACUGUCAGGUAAAGAUGGUGGCACAUGGUUUCUUGACUUGAAAAGCAAGGGUGGGAAUGUUGGACAUGGGAAGCCCUCUGACCAGGCAGAUGUGGUGAUGAGUAUGUCUACUGAUGAUUUUGUCAAAAUGUUUUCAGGGAAACUAAAACCAACAAUGGCAUUUAUGUCAGGAAAAUUGAAGAUUAAAGGAAACAUGGCUCUAGCAAUCAAAUUGGAGAAGUUAAUGAGUCAGAUGCAUCCCAGACUGUGAAGAAAAAACAAAAAGGCGGACUGCUGUGGUAUUAAAAGUAAAAAAGCUCAACAAUUAAAAAUCUUAACAUUUUUUGUCUUCCCUAUUGUAUGAUAAGGAUAUGAAUGUUGGUUCUAAAAAAAUAGAUUUUCUGUAUCUAUAAGACUUGAAAUUAUAAUUAAAAUAACUAGCCAAACAUAGGCUUCAUUAAGUGGAAUUCUAAGACAUUUUGUUUCUGUAGUUUGAGGGCUUUGCCCUCUUGGCCUUAUAUCUCAUCCUGCCUCCUUUCAGGAAAAUUAUGCAUUACACACAACAAAUUACGGUCAAGCAGUAAAAUUAGUGGUUCUUUACAAAACCGCUUCUCCAGUAAAAUAAGGUCAAUUUGUUUACAAUUUUUUAGUUCUGGAUUGUAUACUAAUGAAAAUUGUAAUGAUAAUUUGAAUUUUUAUAUACUUUAAAAUCCAUGCACAUUUUAAAGAAAUCAUCUAAUAAACUGCCUAACAGAUACUAAGUGAAACAAAGUCUCAUUUUGUUAGCCAGCUUUCCAGAUACGUUAUCCAUAGCAACAUCAUAAUGUGCUUCAACUAAUUGCAGUAUGCAUCCUAUUUACAAGUGUAUAAAAGAACAUUGUCUUGCUAUUGAUUUGCCUAUUCUGACCAUUUCAUAUAAAUGGAAUCACAUAUGA
Cavia porcellus (domestic guinea pig) is the source of this 2138-nucleotide messenger RNA. RefSeq names its product hydroxysteroid dehydrogenase like 2 (gene Hsdl2). Gene Ontology annotation, cellular component: mitochondrion. NCBI's taxonomy places the organism in Eukaryota, Metazoa, Chordata, Mammalia, Rodentia, Caviidae. The transcript has 12 exons. The record is from RefSeq and is a predicted model, not a curated record. Bases 155 to 1474 code for a protein of 439 amino acids.